UCUGAGUUAACAUUGUUUUUGUCGCUGUCAUCCUCACUUGUAAAGGGCUCGUAAUUUUCAUAAAAUUAGCAAAAUGUCGCAGGAAAUAAACUUUUGGGAUUUGCCGUUUGAUGUGCUUUGCUUUAUAUUUGACCUGAUGGACUAUUUGCGCGAUGAAUUGCGUUUUGCAAGCGUUCAUAGCAAACUUGGUGAAGUGUUUGCCUAUAAGAAUCGACAUCUCCUUGAGCGCCUUAACCUGGAUCAGUAUAAACUUCGAGAUGCUCUCUUAAUGGUAAAAGUGGCCGGUAGUUCAGCAAUCAAUUCCAUUUACUGCACCAGAAAAUCGACAACGAUGCUUAAGUACGCUAAAAAAUAUUGCCAACAUCUUAAAAUUUUGCAUUUCCAUAUAAAUGUACAUGAUGACAUUUCUAUGAUGGCAAAAUGUGUAAGCCAAAUACCAACACUUACUAGACUAGAAAUAAGAUGUAACAUCAAGGCUACUCCAAAUGGUACAUUGGUUGAUUCUCUCAAGGAAUUACCAAACUUGACCGAUUUAAAAUUAGCCAAUUUUUCGGAUGAAGAAGUUGUUCAUAUCAAGGAGCUUAAUGGACUUGAAAAACUCUAUUUGAGUAAUAUUCAAUUUAAUAAAUUAGGUAUGCAACAGUGCUUGCAGGAAGCUUUUUCCACUCCUAAAAAGCUAAAAUCUUUGAAACUAAUUGAUGGCCACCUUAUAAACGCCGAUUUUAAGGAAAUAGCUCUCAUCGAGGCUUCUCGCCUGCCUCCAAACCCAAGCUUUGAGCUUCGACGUUUAGGACCGGCAAUGGGCCAAUUGACGGAACUGAAACAAUUAUAUCUAUAUGAUAUAUUUAUCAACACCAAAAAUCUUUUGCAAGUGAUGCGGGGAUGCAAGGUUCUUACAUGCCUGAAGCUAUAUCGAACAUAUCAAAUUAACCAUGAAUUCGUCGUUGAGUUGUUAAAAAUUUUAAAUUUUCAUCAAUUUGUUAAUGCUCAAAAUCAGUUUUUUUCUACAUGCAGAAAAUACUGGAAUAACAGAAGACAUUUUUAUGGAGGUUGGUAUCAUAUGAUAACAAUUUGA
Molecule: messenger RNA, 1075 nt
Organism: Drosophila willistoni
Lineage: Eukaryota; Metazoa; Arthropoda; Insecta; Diptera; Drosophilidae
Exons: 2
Coding region: 74-1075 (333 amino acids)
Source: RefSeq, a predicted model, not a curated record